AUUUGAAUUGGCGAUGAAUUUGAAAUGUAAUAAUUCGAUCCCACAGAAAUUAUUGAGUCCAAUCCAAUUUCAUUAUCGGUUCAUCAACAUCAUCAGAGAGAAAUCAUAAAUACUUCGAAAUUAUUGAGCCGAAUUCUCCAGUCUCCAUUAUCAACCACGACGAAGUUAUUGAAGUUUUAAAUCAAUCCUGGAGAAAUCUCGUGAAUCGCAGAAACCAACCCCAACACGCCAUCAAUAUUCGCUUCUCCCUCCAUUUUUUCUCUCUCUGCAAAUUCGAAAACCUUUCAGUUUCUUCUCUGUCACUUCGCCAUCGAAUUUAAUAUCCGAAACUGAUCACAUUCUCGUAUGAAGUCGCCCUUUAAAUCCCCCAAUUUUUCCGAAUCCUGCAACUCGACGGGCCGUCUCCUGCGAGUGGUUGAUAUUCUCCUGGAGGAAGAAGACGACGGCGCCGGCUGUGACGGAGAUUUUGGUAUGUCCGACGCCGGAGAGCGCCUUCCGGAUGAAUCGCCGACCCUUCAGUGUUUGUCUCCCCGGCGGAUUAUUGCACGGUGGGUGGCUUCGUUCAGGCGACUGAAGCGGAGGAGGGAGGCGGAGGAGGUAAAGAGAGUGAAAGAGGGCGGAGAAUCCGAUGGUCGAUUGACGCCUAGUAGGUGCUCGAGGAAUGGAGUUGAUGGCGGCGCUUCGUCAUCUUCACCUACGGAGAGCGCGGGGCCAGGGCUGAGUAGGAAAGAAGAUACGUCAUUCAACUUGGGAGUUGGGUGUAGUUUAUUGUAUCUUGUACUUGCGAGUAGAAAUGAACUUUCUAAGAUGGCAGAUUUGAGGAGACAAAUGGAACUUUUUCUUCAAGAUAUCAAAGAGGAGCUGAGAAGAAAAGGUGAUCCCUUCGAGCCAUUCCAAUUGAAUACAGAUUUGGCGUGUUCCUCCACAGAUUGCCAAGAAGGUCCAUGCUCCACCAGCCAGCUUUCAUAUCAGCAAGAUUUUUCGUCUCAAAUUUUAUCCGAUGCACAAUCAACUAUACCGAAUCAUUCUUGGAAGUCUUGUCCGCACGAACAAGGGGAAUGCCAGGAACGCAUCGACGAACUGGAAUCUGAGUUUGAGGCCGAGUUAGAACGCUUGCAGAUCCACUUGGAAGUUGAGAGUUCUUCUGGACGCAUUGAGCAACUAAGAAUCAAGACUGCAAAAAACGCCAGCUCGACAAGAAGUUGCCGUUGGAGUUCUAGCGAGGUCAUUGAUCCGCAAGAAGAUGGCACCGAGGGGCAACAUGGAGUUCCUCCCAUAGAAUUGGAAAGAAAGUUGCACGAACUGCUCGAAACAAGGCAGCAAGAACGGAUUAAAGAACUCGAAGGCGCUUUAGAAUGUGCCAAGCAGGAACUUACUGAUAAAGAAUCUGAGGUUUCUUGGUGGAAAGAAACUGCAAAAGUUAUUUCUCAGCACAUUCCAGUUCAUUCACGUCUUAGACUUGCUUCUCAACACGAUCAGCUUCAGUUACUUCGAAAGGUCAGGUUCCAAUGAUGAUGAAAAGGAUAUAAAAUAUACCGAAAGUAGCCCUCUGGUUUACUUUAUUCUGAAGAUGCGCACCGUAGACGGCCAUAGUGAAACAAUGGUCAAUUCACAAAUCCACAAAUCACAACAGACAACACAAAUCAGAUUCCUUCUUAUCUUAAUCUGAUAGUGUCCCAUUGGAAAUUCUCUUCCUAUUAUUUUGGCAAGUCCAAAAUUGUGUAAAAUUUGUAGGCUAAAUUACCUUUUUAGGCUUUAUUUAGUUAUGAUUUAUAUACUUAUCCUUUUAAAUGUUUGAUAAUUA
Messenger RNA from Momordica charantia (bitter melon), 1804 nucleotides. Its product is annotated as protein POLAR LOCALIZATION DURING ASYMMETRIC DIVISION AND REDISTRIBUTION. Gene Ontology annotation, biological process: asymmetric cell division. The record is from RefSeq and is a predicted model, not a curated record. Lineage: Eukaryota; Viridiplantae; Streptophyta; Magnoliopsida; Cucurbitales; Cucurbitaceae.